UACCCGCCAGAUCUCUUUUUGUUGAAUUUUUUUUUGCAGAAUUGUUCGGCUCCAGGAAACGGUGUGAAGAGGAUCAAGGCUUCUGUCAGUCCUGGGAAGGCAGACUGCUGAGAGAAGGGAGAGGCAGCGAGACCUGGGGCUGAGACACCAUAAGAUAAAAGAAGCAAAACUUGUUAUGGCUUCAUAGAUUUGACCCAUCAUUGAAUUUGACGAUUCCCAAUUUUGCAAUUUCUUGUUUCUUUUGGAACUCAGCCGUUGCCGGGAGCUGCUCAGGAUGGAUGAUCGGAAUCGGUGGAGAUGGAAGAGGAGAUAUUGGGACUCUAUUCUAACGCUGCAAAUUGCCAUCCUUUCAUUAACAACUUACGCCAGUGCAGUGGAGCCAGUGGACAUCCUGAAGAUACUAGAACUUCACACUUUACCUGAUGGAAUACAGAAAAUAACAGGGCUUUGUCCCAACAGAAAAUUGACCAGAACUGCAGAUGUUGCCUAUAAGGUCACGAAAUUGGCCCAGCUCAGUGCACCAACUAAACAGUUAUACCCAGACACGCCAUUCCCCGAGGAUUUCUCCAUCCUGAUGACGGUGCGAUCCCAGAAAGGGAGGAGUGCAUUCCUGCUGUCCAUUUACAACGAGCAGGGCAUCCAGCAGCUGGGCGUGGAAAUUGCACGCAGCCCCGUGUUCCUCUACGAAGACCAGACAGGGAAGCCAAGUCCUGAGGAAUAUCCCAUCUUCAGUGGAGUCAACUUGUCUGAUGGGAAGUGGCAUCGAGUCGCAAUCAGCGUUCACAAGAAGACCGCCACGAUGAUUGUGGACUGCAAGAAGAAGUUCACGAAGACGUUAAACAGGAGCAGGCGGCCGGAGAUUGACACAAAUGGCAUCGUGGUGUUCGGCACGAGGAUACUGGAUGAAGAUGUCUUCGAGGGGGAUAUCCAGCAACUCUUGAUCGUACCUGACCACAGAGCAGCUCAUGACUACUGCGAGCACUAUAGUCCUGACUGUGACACCCCGUUCCCUGAAUCACCACAGUCUCAGGAUCCCAACGUCGACGACCUUGAUCCCACGGAGGAUAAUUACUAUUACGAAUAUCCUUAUUAUGAAGAAUUCCCAGAUGACUAUACCGAUAAGCCCUCUGAAAAGUUGCCGGAGUACGGAGAACAGAUCAACGGUCCUAUCACCGAACUGCCAGAUCAAGAAGUGACUGUGACCGAAAGGAUGGAGGAGGUGAUUGAGGAAACCACGCCGACUGUCCGUGAAACCACCCCUGCAGAAUACCCCAUUGUGGAAACAGGCUACUAUGAUAGCUACGGCGAUGAAUAUUAUUACCCAAUGUUGACAAUCACAGACAGUAAUUUGGACAAAGAGGACGGUCUCGUGACUUCAGGGCAAGGAUUUGAUAACGAGACGAGCCACACCUACGUACCCAGCCUUAACGACACUGAAUACGAAGGAGGCUCUGAAAGCACCAUUGAGAUUGUCAGCGAAGCAGUACCUGGCCAAGGGACAACAUCUGAAGAGAAAUUCAACGUAACACUGAUCAGUGAAAAUAAUACCGACGCAUAUGACUAUGACAUAUACGAUGUUUACUACGAGUAUGAUGAUGAUGUUACUGACCCCAAUGCAGAUCUUGGCCCUGGUUCGCCAGCCAUUACUGACUAUGACCGUGGCAGGGGCGGAGCUUUGAGAGGCGAGAAGGGUCAGAAGGGAGAGCCAGCCAUCAUUGAACCUGGAAUGCUGGUUGAGGGGCCCCCGGGUAUGGAAGGUCCACCUGGAAGUCCAGGCCAUCCUGGGCCUCCUGGUCCUCCCGGCCCCGUUGGUGAUCCUGGUUUGAGGGGUCUGCUAGGUCGAUCCGGCCUUCCUGGAGCCGAUGGGUUACCUGGACCUCCAGGGACUGUCCUCAUGCUGCCUUUCCGGUUCACCGGCGGCGGCAGUGCCGGAGAGAAGGGACCAAUGGUGUCGGCGCAAGAAGCCCAAGCACAGGCGAUACUACAGCAGGCCCGGCUGGCAUUGCGGGGUCCAACAGGUCCAAUGGGGUUGACUGGCCGGCCUGGCCCCAUGGGGCCACCUGGUUACCUCGGAAUAAAAGGUGAUAUGGGAGACAUGGGUCCUCAGGGUCCAAGAGGUGCCCAAGGUCCACCUGGUCCCACCGGAAAGCCAGGCCGCAGGGGUCGACCAGGAACUGACGGAGCCAGAGGGAUCCCAGGGACUACUGGACGAAAGGGUGACCGAGGAUUCGAUGGACUGCCUGGACUCCCGGGUGAGAAGGGCAGCAGAGGAGAUGCGGGGCCUCAAGGACAACCUGGGCCAUCGGGAGAGGAUGGAGAGCGGGGGGAUGAUGGAGAAGUUGGCCCAAGAGGGUUACCCGGUGAACCAGGCCCCCGUGGUUUACUCGGACCAAAGGGACCGGCAGGACUUCCCGGACCCCCUGGAAUUACAGGAAUGGAUGGUCACAGUGGCCCCAAGGGAAGUCAGGGCCCUCAAGGUGAACCCGGACCUCCUGGGCAGCAAGGGAACCCUGGUGCUCAGGGUCUUCCGGGGCCACAAGGUGCUAUCGGACCCCCGGGAACUAAGGGCCCCACCGGUAAACCAGGUCUUCCUGGAGUCCCAGGAGCUGACGGACCCCCGGGUCACCCAGGCAAGGAGGGUCCUCCUGGCGAGAAAGGAAGUCCGGGUCCAGCAGGGCCACAGGGUCCCAUCGGAUAUCCUGGUCCACGGGGCAUUAAGGGUGCCGAUGGUGUUCGUGGUUUGAUGGGACAUAAAGGUGAGAAGGGUGAAGAUGGAUUCCCAGGUUUCAAGGGUGACAUGGGAAUAAAGGGCGACAGAGGUGAGCUUGGUCCUGCAGGCCCCAGGGGAGAAGAUGGCCCGGAAGGCCCCAAAGGCCGUGUGGGACCUUCUGGAGAUCCUGGCCCAGCUGGGCCAACCGGUGAAAAGGGAAAGCUCGGCGUUCCUGGAUUGCCGGGAUAUCCGGGAAGACAAGGCCCUAAAGGUUCGAUCGGAUUCCCCGGAUUCCCAGGAGCAAGUGGUGAGAAAGGAGUGAGGGGCAGUCCAGGAAAAUCAGGACCAAGAGGACAGAGAGGCCCGACGGGUCCCCGGGGCGAACGUGGUCCGAGAGGAUCCACUGGGAAAGCCGGCCCGAAGGGUAGCUCAGGAAGUGAUGGCCCACCUGGUCCUUCUGGUGAGAGGGGACCACCUGGACCUCAGGGACCAAUGGGGUUUGCUGGACCUAAAGGCCCCCCUGGCCCAGCUGGGAAAGAUGGAUUGCCUGGACACCCUGGGCAACGAGGGGAAACUGGUUUCCAAGGCAAGACAGGUCCGCCUGGCCCUCCUGGUGUUGUUGGUCCUCAGGGUCCUACAGGAGAGACUGGUCCCCUCGGGGAACGUGGUCAUCCAGGUCCGCCUGGACCACCUGGAGAACAAGGUUUGCCAGGGCCUGCUGGGAAAGAAGGUGCAAAGGGUGACCCUGGUCCAGCAGGACCUGUUGGGAAGGAUGGUCCACCAGGCCUCAGAGGAUUCACUGGUGACCGAGGACUCCCUGGACCCACCGGUCAGAUCGGUUUGAAGGGCAGCGAAGGACCUCCUGGCCCCCCAGGCCCACUGGGUUCUCCAGGCGACCGUGGACAGGCUGGGCCAGCAGGGCCGAUUGGUCUCCCCGGCCGACCUGGACCUCAGGGACCUCCAGGCCCUGCUGGUGAAAAGGGAGCCCCUGGUGAGAAAGGUCCUCAGGGUCCAGCUGGUCGAGAUGGAAUCCAAGGUCCUGUAGGUCUCCCAGGUCCAGCAGGACCAGCAGGUCCACCAGGAGAGGAUGGAGACAAGGGUGAAGCUGGUGAGCCAGGACAAAAGGGCAGCAAGGGUGACAAGGGUGAACAGGGUCCACCAGGUCCUCAAGGUUCUCAAGGGCCCAUUGGACAACCUGGACCAGCCGGUGCUGAUGGUGAACCUGGUCCCAGAGGGCAGCAAGGUCUCUUUGGUCAGAAAGGCGAUGAAGGCCCCAGGGGUUUCCUUGGUCCUCCUGGUCCAGUUGGUCUUCAGGGGUUACCUGGCCCUCAGGGUGAGAAAGGUGAAACCGGAGAUGUUGGACCAAUGGGUCCUCCUGGCCCACCAGGACCCAGAGGUCCACCUGGCUCUCCAGGGGCAGAUGGUCCACAAGGUCCUUCGGGAGGAAUUGGUAAUCCAGGACCUGUGGGAGAGAAGGGCGAUUCUGGUGAACCAGGUGCCCCAGGACCUACAGGAUAUAUAGGUCUGCCAGGGCCAAAAGGCGAACGCGGGGAGAAAGGUGAGGCCGGCCCGUCUGGUGCUGCUGGGCCUCCUGGUCCGAAAGGCCCUCCUGGUGACGACGGUCCGAAGGGGAGCCCUGGACCAGUCGGCUUCCCUGGUGACCCUGGCCCUCCUGGUGAAGCUGGACCUCCGGGUCAAGACGGACCUGCAGGAGAGAAGGGGGAAGAUGGAGAACCUGGACAAACUGGUUCCCCUGGUCCAACCGGUGAGGUAGGGCCACCUGGUCCUCCAGGAAAGAGGGGUCCUCAUGGUCCUCCAGGCCCUGAAGGAAGGCAAGGAGAGAAGGGAGCCAAGGGAGAUGCAGGUGCUGAAGGUCCGCCUGGCAAGACAGGCCCAGUGGGUCCACAGGGAUCACCAGGAAAACCCGGAUCUGAAGGUUUGCGAGGGAUUCCAGGUCCUGUUGGUGAGCAAGGUGUGCCCGGUCUUCCUGGGCCAACAGGUCCACCUGGCCCAAUGGGUCCUCCUGGACUACCAGGCCUCAAGGGUGAUCCUGGUAUAAAGGGCGAAAAGGGUCACCCAGGUUUGAUCGGAUUGAUUGGGCCUCCGGGAGAACAGGGGGAGAAAGGUGACAGGGGUCUGCCAGGCCCUCAGGGAUCCGUAGGUCCAAAAGGAGAUUCGGGUGUCCAAGGACAGUCCGGCCCUAUCGGUCCUCCGGGUCCCCCUGGAUUAACUGGUCCUCCUGGUCCUAAAGGGUCGAAAGGCUCGACUGGUCUCACUGGUCCCAAAGGUGAAACAGGAACGCCAGGACCCCCCGGUCCUCCUGGUCCCGUCGGCGAAAUCAUUCAGUCCCUCCCAUUCCAUUCUUCGAAGAGAGCCAGGCGUUCCAUUGACGCAAGCCAAUUGUUAGAAGAGGGAAGUCCGGAGAAUUACCUGGAUUACGCUGAUGGCAUGGAAGAGAUCUUUGGCUCCCUGAAUUCGCUGAAACUGGAGAUAGAACAGAUGAAACACCCCAUGGGCACUCAGACCAAUCCAGCACGGACCUGCAAGGAUUUAUACCUCUGCCACCCCGACUUCCCCGACGGUGAAUAUUGGAUUGAUCCAAACCAAGGCUGCUCCAGGGACUCAUUCAAGGUCUUCUGUAAUUUCACAUCCGGAGGUGAAACGUGCAUCUUCCCGGACAAGAAAUCAGAAGGAAGCAAAAUGGCUCGCUGGCCGAAAGAGCAGCCGGGUGCAUGGUAUAGUCAGUACAAGCGAGGUGCCCUGCUUUCCUACGCAGACGCAGAAGGCAAUCCCAUCGGAGUGGUGCAGAUGACCUUCCUCCGGCUGCUGAGUGCCUCUGCCCAUCAGAACCUCACCUACAACUGCCACCAGACGGUGGCCUGGUACGACUCGACCACAGACAGCUAUGACAAGGCCAUUCGCUUCCUGGGCUCAAACGACGAGGAGAUGUCGUAUGACAACAACCCUUAUAUCAUUGCCAUCAUGGACAGAUGUGCAGAGAAGAAGGGUUAUCAGAAGACGAUAUUAGAAAUCAACACCCCCAAAGUGGAGCAGCUCCCGUUCAUCGAUAUCAUGUUCAACGACUUUGGAGAGUCAGGCCAGAAAUUCGGCUUUGAAAUUGGACCUGUCUGUUUCGUGGGAUAAAAGAAACCAAAUCAAAACUUUACUGAUUUUUUAAAAAAUGUCUAAACACACAUACACACACAAACACAAACACAUACAGAGGAAGAAUGGAAGUCUGCAAAGUGAACAACACUGUAACCUCAAUGUGCAGAUUUUAAGAUGUAUGAUCUCAGAGACUGCAGGGCAUGGAGCCACUGUCCAACUCUAAGGUGCUUCUAAGGAAAAGGAAGUCUUCAUCUCGCAAUGAACCUCUUGGCCAUCGUCCCCUCCCCUGCCACCACUAACCAGCCCGGCGAAAAAUCUGAUGGACCCCAAACUGUCGAUUCGCAGCCGCAAGUUGCGCGGAGUUUUCUCCUGAUCACCUUGCCGGUCAGCCUCGGAAAGGCAGAGUCGGGGCUGGUGCUUCGGGGGGCAGCUGACUCAGUGACCGCCCCCACCUCUUAACAACCGCCUCUGCCUUCGUGACACUGACCAAACAAUCUCUGUACUUCCUGCAGUUUUUUUUUCUCUUACUUCAAAUUCGUAGCCUUUUUUUAAGAAAGAAAAUCUCAUCAAAUAAAUGUCUUGAAUUGAACCCUUCCUCGGAAAUGGUGCUGACAUUUUAUUAUUUCUUUUUAAAAACAAAAACAAAUUUUUGUACGUUUGUAAGUAAAUAUUUUAUUGUAUAAUAUUUUUUAUUUUCCUUGCAGCUUCAGGCUUCGAAAUCAAUGCAUGUGACUUGACUCUGUUAAACUGUACAAGGUUAACUCUUAAUUUUUACCUAAUGUGCAAAUAUAUAUAAAUAUAUAAAUAUAUAAAAUGUGUUACAUAGGAUUAAUAAACCGGCUACGCUGCAAUACCAAAGCACACGGCUCCAUAACACGUACUUUGGUGGUACAUAAACGCAGCCCGCUCGCUGCUUUUGUUUCCCGACAGUGGACGAACCACGCCUCUUGAGCUUUCGUGUUUAACUCCGUUUCGCAAAACCACAUUGGUGCUAAGUACUGGGGGAGGGGGAGUUCAGGUGUGCUUAAGAGCCUUUUCAAAACCUGUCCUUUGCAUCACUCAGCUUCAUCUCACCACCGAGGACUAAGCGGGAGUCUUAUCCCUCAAUGAGGGGACUGAAGGAUUGGCGCUAUUCACAGCCUCCGCGUGUGGUACUAUAUUGUCCAGCUAAUGCCGACCAUUUUCUUUAUAAGGCAUGGCAGAUCUUCUGGAACAAUGUCCCAAGGACUUAGGGUCCCUAUUUUUUCUGCUGCAUUUUGCUAACACAACUUAUAGACAUUAUGCAUGUUGUUACAUAAGAUAUUUCAGAGAAAUUCUCCUUCAGUGUGACUGGGCCUCACCCCAAGCCUCCCUUGUAAAUUGUGCUUUAUUUCUAGUUAUCAAUCUAAAGGUUAAUAGGCAUCCAGAACCUGCUGUGGUAAUUUAAGGACCGGUUGGAAACAUAGCGCUAGUCUUUUACUGUAAUCUUUUAAUUGCUUAAAUUAGUGAAAUCCAAUUUUCAAGUUGCUUUAGAAAUAAUCCAGCGCGAUAUCUUAAGUAUUUUUUAAGUUGUAAUAUUUUUUAAGAAGUGAAGCCUUUUACCCUCAUCCUUGCCUGACUCUUGCAAGUUUCAUUAGCCUUGGGAUCUACAAGUCUAUUUUAUCCUGCAUAUUUUAUCCAUUCCCACUCUCCUCAUCCACUGUUGAAUGGCAUGCCCUUCCCUCACACCCGUUGGACCAGUACAAGUGACUACCAACACUCUCAACUUAUCUUUCUCCCCGUCCACAAAGACCUGUGCACUUUCUCCCCAUAAUUAUAUCCAUUUGUCUAUCUCCCUCUCACUCUCCCUCUCUCUUUCUCAUUUGCUUUCCAUCUCUCUCUCUUUCACUUGCUCUCUCUCUCUCUAUCUCUCUCUCUCUAUCUCUCUCUCUCUCUAUCUCUCUCUCUCUCUUUCUCUCUCUAUCUCUAUCUCUCACCACCCAUCCACCCAUUCCCUGGGCCUCCCGCUCUCUCUCCCCACCCAUUCCCUAGUCGCCUCUCUCCCUCUCCACCCAUUCCCUGGAUCUCUCUCUCUCUCUGACUCUUGGCCUGUUUUCAGCAGUUGCCCAAGCCUGCACUGCUUUGGCAUUAAACAGAACUUUUGUAAUUUUGUUUUUCUUAAGAAACAUAAGACUUGAACAUGAAGUAUUGUUAAUGACAAGUUGUUGAAAGAUUUUUUGAUACUUUUCAUUGGCCCUGCUUCUUUUAAGGCAAUCAUGUGAAAAUCUGUAAAUGAUUUUGAGAUCCCAAUA
Messenger RNA from Mobula hypostoma (lesser devil ray), 8088 nucleotides. RefSeq names its product procollagen, type V, alpha 1 (gene col5a1). Lineage: Eukaryota; Metazoa; Chordata; Chondrichthyes; Myliobatiformes; Myliobatidae. The record is from RefSeq and is a predicted model, not a curated record. Gene Ontology annotation, biological process: extracellular matrix organization. Gene Ontology annotation, molecular function: extracellular matrix structural constituent conferring tensile strength. The transcript is spliced from 67 exons. The coding region runs from base 275 to 5854 and encodes 1859 amino acids.